AUGAACGUUAUAAGCUAUUCAAAAAUUUAUUUAGUUUUGAUUUUUACCAUAAUAAACAACUUUAUUUAUACGAAACAUAUCGAUAAAUAUUUAAUUAGUAAUAAAAUAGCUCUUUCUCAUUAUGAUGCUAAUAAAAAAUUGUAUGAAUAUAAAAACUUAAGAAAUAAUUUUUUUAUAUCAAAUAAUGGAUUAGCCCUAAAUCACAAAAAUGGAAGGAAACUUAAGAGAAAUAAAGUUGUACAUGCAGAAAAAAUUAAAAAUCUUAGUUCAUUAGUAGGUGGAUAUGUAAAAAUAAAUCGAGGCCAAUUUAAAUUAUGUAAAGGUGUUAUAUUAGACGUCAGAAAAACAGAUAAAGAGGAAUAUGAACUAUUAGUUGUAAUUAAUAGAGAUCAGUCUAAUCAAUACCCCAAAAGCAUAUUAAAUAAAUUCGGAAAAAGUUAUUGGUUUAAUAUUAAAGAUGUAGAAAUUCAAAAGCUCAAAGAUUUGUUUUUUCAUAAUUAUAAUAAUUUUUAUGAAAAGAAGGGAAGAAAUGAUGAUAAUGAAAUAUUUGAAAAUAACCAAAACGUUGAAACUUUAAAGGAAAGUAAAGAUGAAGUUGACCAAUUGGACUGGGUCCCUCAAAAAUCAAUUGUAGAAAACGAAAAUGACGAAACAAAUCAAAUAAAUGACAUUAAAUUUUUCUUAAACAACGAGUUGAGUGAAAAUACGAACACCCCCAUCGAUUUAACCGAUUUAAGCAAUUUAAACGAUUUAACCGAUUUAACCGAUUUAAUAUCGCCCCAUGAUGAAAACAAAAAAGAGGUUGUAAAUUCUGAACAAGAAACUUCACCAGACCCAUCUAACCAAUAUAACAAAGAUGUUGAUAAAAUAGUAUUUGAAACAGGAAAUGUGGAUGUGAACAAAAAAACGGAGGAAACAGGUGAUGAAAAGGGUGAGGCAAAACAGCUGACAAAGUUAAAGGAACAUUACAGCGAAGACGAAAUGAGCAAUCCGAAAAAUAUCCAAAAUCAGCAAAACUUAUUUUGUCAUAAAGUCGUAAAAGAAAUUGAAAAAAAUUAUUUUUAUGAAGAUUUGCUAAAUUUAUAUAAAACUAAAAGACAUCUUUCAAACAUUGUUGUAUGUUUUUAUAUUUUAAAACAAUUACUUAAAAUUUAUAAUUUUGAAAUGAAUAAUAUAACCUCAAGAAAUAAUUUUAUAAAAAAUGUUAUUCACAAUAAUACAUUUGAAUUAAUCUUAUUAGAUAUAAAUAAAUUUUUGGAAAAAAAACAAAUAUAUAGAGUAGUUGAUAAAACAUGGCUUUUAUGGAUUUUAGUAAAAUUAAAUAUUCACAAAGAAAAUAAAUAUAAAGAAAUAUUUGGAAAUAUAUUAAAUUUUAUUAUAAGUUAUAUAAAUUUUAAUAUUUUAAAUAAAUUAAAUACAAAAAGUAUAUGUGCUAUUUUUUGGAGUUUAGCUAAAUCUGGAUAUAUUGGGGAUGGAAAAAUUUAUGAAAAAAUUAUAUAUUUUUUGAGAAAAUAUAUAGACAUAUUAACAUGUCAAGAUAUUUCUAAUAUUUAUUAUUCAUUGUCUCUUAUAAAUUAUAAAGAUGAUUGUAAUUUUUUUGAACUUUUAGAAAAUGAAAUUAAUAAAAAUAUUAACAAAUUUACUGUCCAAAGUCUUAUAAAUAUAUUAUGGUCUAUGACAAAACAAAAAAGAAAUAACACAACUUUUGCAUUAAUUAAAGAUAAAUUAUUAUUUUAUUCAAAUAAUUUAAAUUUAAGAAAUAUAAGUAUAUUUUUAUGGUGUCUACAAAAAAAUAAUUAUUAUAAAAUUGAUAUAAAUUUUCAAGGAAAAAAUUUUCAAAAUUUAAAUAUAAAACAAGCUAUGCAAUUAUUAUUUUUUUUUAAUUAUAAUAAAGAAAAAUAUAUUGAAUAUUUAAAAUAUGUUCUAAAAUUCUUAUUUCAAAAUAUUAAUAAUUUAACAAAUCACGAAUUAUCUUUUUUUACAUAUUCUUUAUCAAAAUUACAACUAUUAGACAAUACUUUUUUAAAAAUUAAAAAAAAUAUUUUACAAAAAAAUUAUAAAACAUUCAAUGUAAUAGAUAUAAACAUGAUACUUUUAUCACUUAAUAAUAGUAAUAUAUUUGACAAACAAUUACUAAAAUAUUUAUUUAAUGCAUUAAAAUAUAUUCUGAACACACAUAUCAAGACUAAUAUUUCUUUGGCAAAUAUUUCCUUGGCAAAUAAUAAUGGGAUAUAUAUUCAAAGGGAUGAUAAUAAAAUAUUUUUUGAAAACUUAAAUUAUAUAAUUAAAAAUUUAUCUGAAAUGAAAAUUUUUGAUAAAGAAAUUAUUUUGAAAUAUGCAUAUUUAUAUUCUUCUAAUUUAUGUAAUAAUAUUAGUGUAGACAUUUUUGCUGAUUACCUUUUUUACACAACCGCUAUAAUCCCUUUAUCUAAAAAAAAUGACAAUUGCACCGAAAUUGGCAAUAGCUCCGAGAUUAUUAACUGCACUAACUUUUCUACAACAACAAAACGGUUAGACAACCUUUAUACAAAAUUGUUGAUUAAAACUGAACCGAUCAAAUUAAAGAUGGUAAAUUUUCAAAAAAUAUAUUCUUAUUUUUUAAAUCAUAUAAUUAUAUUUUUAAAAAAAAAACUAAAACUGUUUGAAGCUAACUCAUUCCUUUCACAUUUAGAUCAAAAUUAUAAAAAUUGUAAAAAUGAAACAUCAGUGAAAUCACAAAAUAAUGUAGUUGAUACAUUUACCUUUAAUUAUCAAACAGAAAAUAAUAUGGAUGUUCAAAAAUUAAAUGAAUUAAUAUUAGACAAUAUUCCAGCUAGCGAAAAUAAUCCUUCCCCUUUAAAGAAUAAUAUUUCAUAUUCAGAAUAUUCUAUGUUUGUGAAUAAAAGAAGAAACACAAACCGUAGUAGUGGAACCAAGUAUGACACAAAAUAUGGAAUCAAAUGUGACAAAUUUUGUUCUAGUUUUGGAAAAGAGCAAUCUUCUGAUAUCUCAAGCAAUGUCAAUGAAAACAAAAUGUCAUUACAUACUUCUCUAAAUUCAAUAAUACAUUUAUUUUAUUCAUUUAGCCAUUUAAACUUGUUUGAUAAAACAUGUAUCGAUUUUUAUUUUGACAAUUUAUAUAAUGUGAUUAACGAAAAGAAAAAUGAAAUAACUGCCUACCAGUGGUUACUUAUCAGAGAUACUAUAAAAAUAGUUAAUAUAAAAAACAAAACAGAAUGGAAUAUUCUUUUAGAUAAUGUAAAUACGUACACAAAUUAUGGAAAAGACUCAAAGGAUCAAAUCGAGACAAUACAUAUUGAUAUUUAA
Molecule: messenger RNA, 3306 nt
Organism: Plasmodium yoelii
Lineage: Eukaryota; Apicomplexa; Aconoidasida; Haemosporida; Plasmodiidae
Product: heptatricopeptide repeat-containing protein, putative
Exons: 1
Coding region: 1-3306 (1101 amino acids)
Source: RefSeq, a predicted model, not a curated record